AUGCAGUUCUCCUUCCAGAAGCUAAAUACAAGUGAAAUAAAGAUAGCGGAAUACCAUUAUGAUAUUCUCCAUACAACUGGGUCAAAGAUAGCAGAAUACCAUUAUAGUAGUCUCCAUACAACUGGGUCAAAGAUAGCAGAAUACCAUUAUAGUAGUCUCCAUACAACUGGGUCAAAGAUAGCAGAAUACCAUUAUAGUAGUCUCCAUACAACUGGGUCAAAGAUAGCAGAAUACCAUUAUAGUAGUCUCCAUACAACUGGGUCAAAGAUAGCAGAACACCAUUAUAGUAGUCUCCAUACAACUGGGUCAAAGAUAGCAGAACACCAUUAUAGUAGUCUCCAUACAACUGGGUCAAAGAUAGCAGAACACCAUUAUAGUAGUCUCCAUACAACUGGGUCAAAGAUAGCAGAACACCAUUAUAGUAGUCUCCAUACAACUGGGUCAAAGAUAGCAGAAUACCAUUAUAGUAGUCUCCAUACAACUGGGUCAAAGAUAGCAGAAUACCAUUAUAGUAGUCUCCAUACAACUGGGUCAAAGAUAGCAGAACACCAUUAUAGUAGUCUCCAUACAACUGGGUCAAAGAUAGCAGAACACCAUUAUAGUAGUCUCCAUACAACUGGGUCAAAGAUAGCAGAACACCAUUAUAGUAGUCUCCAUACAACUGGGUCAAAGAUAGCAGAACACCAUUAUAGUAGUCUCCAUACAACUGGGUCAAAGAUAGCAGAACACCAUUAUAGUAGUCUCCAUACAACUGGGUCAAAGAUAGCAGAAUACCAUUAUAGUAGUCUCCAUACAACUGGGUCAAAGAUAGCAGAAUACCAUUAUAGUAGUCUCCAUACAACUGGGUCAAAGAUAGCAGAAUACCAUUAUAGUAGUCUCCAUACAACUGGGUCAAAGAUAGCAGAACACCAUUAUAGUAGUCUCCAUACAACUGGGUCAAAGAUAGCAGAAUACCAUUAUAGUAGUCUCCAUACAACUGGGUCAAAGAUAGCAGAAUACCAUUAUAGUAGUCUCCAUACAACUGGGUCAAAGAUAGCAGAAUACCAUUAUAGUAGUCUCCAUACAACUGGGUCAAAGAUAGCAGAAUACCAUUAUAGUAGUCUCCAUACAACUGGGUCAAAGAUAGCAGAAUACCAUUAUAGUAGUCUCCAUACAACUGGGUCAAAGAUAGCAGAAUACCAUUAUAGUAGUCUCCAUACAACUGGGUCAAAGAUAGCAGAACACCAUUAUAGUAGUCUCCAUACAACUGGGUCAAAGAUAGCAGAACACCAUUAUAGUAGUCUCCAUACAACUGGGUCAAAGAUAGCAGAACACCAUUAUAGUAGUCUCCAUACAACUGGGUCAAAGAUAGCAGAAUACCAUUAUAGUAGUCUCAAUUUACGAGAAAAAUUGACAGCGAAAUAUCACUAUAACAAACCCCUGUACAAGAUGAAAACCGAUAUUGGAGUAUUAUUAUAA
This is a messenger RNA of Ylistrum balloti, 1458 nucleotides long. Its product is annotated as histidine-rich glycoprotein-like. The transcript has 2 exons. The record is from RefSeq and is a predicted model, not a curated record. Bases 1 to 1458 code for a protein of 485 amino acids. NCBI's taxonomy places the organism in Eukaryota, Metazoa, Mollusca, Bivalvia, Pectinida, Pectinidae.